Molecule: messenger RNA, 2102 nt
Organism: Trichogramma pretiosum
Lineage: Eukaryota; Metazoa; Arthropoda; Insecta; Hymenoptera; Trichogrammatidae
Gene: Dredd
Product: caspase-8-like
Exons: 5
Coding region: 410-1879 (489 amino acids)
Biological process (GO): proteolysis
Molecular function (GO): cysteine-type endopeptidase activity
Source: RefSeq, a predicted model, not a curated record
GUAACUUCACAUACUUCGUGCUCGCGAAUCGUUGCCAAUGCUGCUGCUGCUACUGAAGUCUCUCGGGCACAUUUUACGUUUCGCACUUCUUCCCCACCGCUUCGCUCCAUUGUGCGGCGAGUAUGCGAUAAUAAAAUUCGCAUAUAGUACACAACGCGCUGCACACAGCGAAGAUUUUGACGUGUCCCAAGUAAAGCGCUUCGUUUAUGCCGCUCUCUGCACAUACUCGCACAUUGUUCCUCGAUUUAAGUGCAUCGUUUAAUGAAGUACGUUUACACCGUAAUUUCUUUGGCUAUUUUACCGACGACACUUCGCGUUGAAACCAAGCGACUGUCUACCGAGUACCGACGACUAACCUUUUUAUAUGCUGUGUUGUCUAUAAACAUAAGACGAUCGAGCGCGAAGAACGAUGGAGUUGAGCGCCACAGGAAAGCAAUUGACGUCGAGGGAACUCCUCAUACCGGCAACGUUUCCCAACCGAGAAACAGUAACCCAAGUGUUGGAGGAAAUCGCUCGAGAUUUGACCGGUCGUGACAUUAUAUCAAUAAUGUUUUUAAUGAGUGACGGUGAGACGCCGUUUUAUGUCGAGAGAAUUGUAAGCACACCCACAGAGGCUUUUUUACAAGUGAGAAAAAUAAAAAACUGGGAGAUAAAAUUAAUCGAGAGCCUAUUUUUGACCGACAACAUAAAAGUGUUGAGGAAAUUAGGAUUUCAAGACGUAAAAAUCUCUACGAAAAAUUACGAUGGAAAAAAUUACUUUAUGCCACAUUUAGAUCGCGACGUUCAACGACUAUACUUUUAUUGUGAAUCUUUAGAAUUCCAUGAAACUAAAUAUUUAAUUCAGGAAUUAAAAAAUUCAACGGAUUGUUCUUUUGAAUGUGGAAGAGAACAGCAAUUGGAGUUGUGUUUUCUCAAUUUUCUUGAAGAUCAGAAGAAAAAUGACACAGGUAGCCAUGACAUGUAUGUAUUGAUGAGGAUUUUAAACAAGAUUGGAUAUAAAACCAGUUGUUUCAAUUCAUUGAUUGAAAAUAUAAAUGAAACCGAUAAUGCAACUUCAGUCACAACAAAACUUGUAUCAUCAAAUGAUAUAAAUUUCAAAGCUCCUGAUCAAAAUAAUAUAUUACAUAAAAAAAAAGCACCAUGGUCCAAUAAUGAUAAAAGGAUAUGCAUUAUUGUUAAUAUUGAAGAAUUUGAUAAACAUAAAGAGAAAAUCAAACCAAGACAUGGAUCAGAUAUAGAUGUUGAAAAUUUGGAGGAAUCCUUUAAAGGUUGUGGAUUCGAAAUAGAAAAACAUUCAAAUUUAAACCAUUGGGCAAUGUUGGAGCUUUUACAAGAUAUGCCCCAUAGAUAUAAAAAUUAUGGUGCAAUAUUCUUGUGCAUCAUGAGUCAUGGGACAAAAGGUCAUGUGUCAUUUACAAAUCAAGAUUUACCCCUCGAAAAAAUUGAAAAAGAGUUUUGCCAAAAUGAAUUAAGAAACGUUUUUAAAUUCAUAAUUCUUCAGGCUUGUCAAGGGACUUAUAAAGGUCUGAUUAGUAAAGAACUGAUUGAAACUGAUGGUAUAGACAACGGAAUGAGUGCUUACAAUCCAAAAUUAAAGCUUAAUUAUUCAAUUUUGCAAGCGACCAUAGAAGGAUUUCAAGCUUUUAGAAGCAAAACUGAAGGUUCUAUUUUAAUUCAAGCUGUUUGUAAAGAGCUCGAAGAGUCUACACCGAUAAAAGUUUCAGAGUGGGCUAAGUUAGUCAAACAGAAUGUUUCUACAUGGGAUGCGCCUUCGGAACAUGAAUCUUACAACUAUUGUCAGGUACCGACUUACAAAGACAAUACAUGCUAUGAUUAUAUAAUUCCAAAGUACCAAAAAGCAAAAAGAACCGGUACAUAAAAUAUAAUUUUAUUUAAGUGUACUUCAAAGACGAACCGACGAGUUUAAUUUAGAGUAUGAACAUUUCAUAAUAAAGAUGAAGUAAAAAUGUGAUAUUUCUACAAAUACUUAUGAAAAUGUUAACUUUUCUCGAAUACAAAUACAAAUACAAUUACAAUUAUAAUGUAAUGAUGAAAAAAGAAAUUUUUAUAUUUUUAUACAGAAUUGUUGCGUUAGUGUGAUA